Spodoptera frugiperda (fall armyworm) is the source of this 2257-nucleotide messenger RNA. Its product is annotated as cell surface glycoprotein 1-like. Lineage: Eukaryota; Metazoa; Arthropoda; Insecta; Lepidoptera; Noctuidae. Gene Ontology annotation, cellular component: plasma membrane. Gene Ontology annotation, biological process: neuron projection development. Bases 59 to 2203 code for a protein of 714 amino acids. The transcript is spliced from 4 exons. The record is from RefSeq and is a predicted model, not a curated record.
UAAAAGCGAACCCAAAGCUCUUCAGGGCACAGUCGACUCCGAGAUCUAGAGAGCCAACAUGUUCCUGAGCAAAGCAUCCGUCGUUUUGCUCGUCGCUUUCUUGGGGACCUCUUUGUUGGGAGACGGAUCUGUUUCAGCGAGUCCAACUCCACAAGAAGCAGCCCCGACACCACAGGACCCGCUGAAUACUGGAACUGUUAAUGGAAACCCGAAUCCAGCGCCUCCAAACGCAGUGUCCGAACAACCACAGCAACAACCCGUGGCUAACCAACAGCAACCGUCAGUAAUUUACGUACAGCAACUACCAGCGUCGAACACAAACCAAUCACUUGUGUUGAGCACAAACCAAUCACCAGUAUUAAACACACAACUAGCACCAGUUUCAAACACACAGCAAUCGCCAGUGCUUAACGGGCAGCAACCAGCAGUGUUUAACGGAACGCAAUCACCAGUGUCCUACGGUAAUGAAUCACCAGUGUAUAAUGGACAGCAAUCACCAGUGUUUAUUGUACAGCAAUCACCAAUGCAACAACCCGUGACCAACCCUCAGCAACAACCCGUGGCUACCCCUCAGCAACAACCCGUGGCUACCCCUCAGCAACAAACCGUGGCUACCCCUCAGCAACAAACCGUAGCUACCCCUCAGCAACAACCCGUGACAUUUUCACAGCAACAACCGGUGGCUACCCCUCCGCAACAACCCGUGGCUACCCCUCAGGAACAACCCGUAGCUAACCCUCAGCAACAGCCCGUAGCUACCCCUCAGGAACAAGCCGUGAUUACCCCUCGGCAACAACCCGUAACUUUUUCACAGCAACAACCGGUGGCUACCCCUCAGCAACAACCUGUGGCUACCCCUCCGCAACAACCCGUGGUUAACCCUCAGGAACAACCCGUGACUACCCCUCAGGAAGAAGCCGUGACCACCCCUCAGCAACCACCAGUGUUGAACACAAACCAAUCACCAGUGUUUAACGGAACACAAUCACCAGUUUCCUACGGACAGCAAUCACCAGUGUAUAAUGGACAGCAAUCACCAGUUUUUAUCGGACAGCAAUCACCAGUGGCCAACGGGCAGCAACCACCAGUGGCCAACGGGCAGCAAUCAGCAGUGUUUAGUGGGCAGCAAUCACCAGUGUCCCACGGAAAUCAAUCACCGGUGUUUAACGGACAACAAUCACCAGUGUAUAUUGGGCAGCAAUCUCCAAUGCAACAACCCGUGGCUACCCCUCAGCAACAACCCGUGACCAACCCUCAGCAACAACCCGUGGUUACCCCUCACCAACAACCCGUCGCUACCCCUCAGCAACAAACCGUGGCUACCCCUCAGCAACAACCCGUGGCUACCCCUCAGCAACAACCCGUGGCUACCCCUCAGCAACAACCCGUGGCUAACCCUCAGCAACAACCCGUGGCUACCCCUCAGCAACAACCCGUGGCUACCCCUCAGCAACAAACCGUGGCUACCCCUCAGCAACAACCCGUGACUACCCCUCAGCAACAACCCGUGGCUACCCCUCAGCAACAACCCGUGGCUACCCCUCAGCAACAACCCGUGGCUACCCCUCAGCAACAACCCGUGGCUACCCCUCAGCAACAACCCGUGACUACCCCUCAGCAACAACCCGUGGCUACCCCUCAGCAACAACCCGUGGCUACCCCUCAGCAACAACCCGUGGCUUCCCCUCAGCAACAACCCGUGGCUACCCCUCAGCAACAAACCGUGGCUACCCCUCAGCAACAACCCGUGACUACCCCUCAGCAACAACCCGUGGCUACCCCUCAGCAACAACCCGUGGCUAACCCACAGCAACAAACUGUGACAACCCCUCAGCAACAACCCGCGACUUACCCACAGCAACAACAGUUUUACCCACAACAACAACAACAAUUUUACCCACAGCAACAGCCAGCUGCUUACCCACAGCAACAACAAUUUUACUCACAGCAACAACAGUUUUACCCACAGCAACAACCAGUAGUUUACCCACAGCAACAACCAGUAGUUUACCCACAGCAACCAGUAGUUUACCAACAGCAACCAGUAGUUUACCCACAGCCACCACAAGUGGUUUACGUCCAGCCAGCCUACCAGAGUACCACGACGCCCAAACCUCCUUUUCUAAUGGUGUGGGAUGGCAUCCGCGAUUGGAAACAAAAUGCCUUCCAAGCGGCUGUGGGGCAAAACCCUCUAUUAGGUUGACUUUUUUUUAAUUGAAGAGUAAAAAUAAUGCUCAUUAAAAUGUUUAAUUCCCAA